Molecule: messenger RNA, 4391 nt
Organism: Limulus polyphemus (Atlantic horseshoe crab)
Lineage: Eukaryota; Metazoa; Arthropoda; Merostomata; Xiphosura; Limulidae
Exons: 6
Coding region: 726-3503 (925 amino acids)
Cellular component (GO): membrane
Molecular function (GO): protein binding
Source: RefSeq, a predicted model, not a curated record
UAUGCGUUUUAUCAAGGUUUAUAUGAAUUAUAUUAUACACUGUGGAAGAUUGUACUCAAUAAUGAUUUCUAGUGCGAAAAAUGUGGUCUUUUGAAAUUUUGGAUUUAGAGGUAUGAUAGAAGCAAUUAAUAUUAAUGGUAAUCAAUAAUAAUAGAUUGAAAUGUUUGUGCUGGUAGUACUAGUACUAGUUUUGCGACGUAACGCCAGGACUAGAAGGAAAAGGUAGAUAUUUGGUGAUUAUCUGAUGGAGGGAGUUGCUGUUGGUAUUAAUGGAAGCCAGCAGUUUAAACGAAUUUAAGAAGGGAUUCAAUGAUUUUCUGGAAAAUAAAAGCCUGGAAAUAAGAAAGAAUCGUAACAAUGAUGAUGAAUAAACACCUCAAUGAGAUCUCCUCUAAUUCUUCUUUUUUCAACUGAAAAUAAUGUCAGAGAUCUGUCCUUGUAUGACAACAUUUCCAUCCCAGGUCCCAUCCUAGUAGCCCUCAUCUGAACCCUUUCUAGCUGUUCAAUGUCCUUCCUAAAGUAAGGAGCCCGUGAAUGAACACAAUACUACAAAGUCCCCUAGCCAGUGAUCUUUACAUUGAAAUUCUCACCUCUGUAGAUUUGUAUUCAGGAUUUUUUACAUGAAACCUAAAAUCCUGUUUGUCUUCACUGCUUGAAUGGCUUAAGAGACUGAUCAGCCAGAAUACCACAAUCUUUUUCUUCCAUAACACUGUUAAGGCCUAAUAAUGGAUGAGGCAACCUGUUUUGAUCGUCAAGGUGAUGCAAUUCGCUAUGGUGACAAAUAUUUCCCAAUGGAGAGUGAUCCCUGUACACAGUGUACCUGCUUAAAAGGAAUACCAGAAAUGUGCAUUUCUGUUUUCUGUUCUCCACCAAAAGAUUGUGAAAAAUACCAUGCUGAAGAUGACAAAUGUUGCCAGUUUGUCUGUAAUGAUGAAAACUUUGCCCAUUUUCCAGGUAAAAAUAGCAGUUUUCCAGCUUACGAUGGUUCUGCAACUUUAACAGCUACUAAUCUAGGUCUACGUUUAGUUGCAAGUGCCAUCACUUCCUUGCUUAUUCUGGCUCUCUUACUCUUUAUGAUCAAUCGGCUUCGUCGACGUCGUCUUUUGCUAAUGAUCAGACGUUUGAAUGGUGGAAGUGGAGGCACUAGUGAAUCUCAGGUUUCCAGAAGGUUUUCUCUUGAAGAUGAUGCAACUGUGGGAUAUUUUUUUGGUCAGGACCACAUUGACUUUGGACUUUUUGAUGAUCCUCCACCACCAUAUGCAUUCUGGAAACCCCCAGAGACAUACAUUUCUCCAGGGGAGGCUCCUCCUUCAUACACAGUUUCUGUGGAGAUUGGUCAAGCUCCUUAUUCUACUAUUUCUCUAUCACAUGGUAGAUGGAACUCUCAGGAGGAUGUAACUUUUCCUCCACUGCGCUCCUCUCCUGAUGGUAAGGAAUCUACAGAAACCCCAUUAUCAGAGUGCCAGUCUGUGGACAGACCAUGCAUGGCUCGUAGUGAAGAUGAACCUCCAUAUAUAGCCAACAGUCCACCUCCACUUAGUAUCUCUAGUGGCAGCAUAACAACUGAGAAUGAAGUUGAAAAUGCUUCUUUUGUAGGUUCAGAUAACAGUGCUAGCAGAUUUAGUGCUGAGCAUGAAGAUACUUCUAUGUACAUGUUAAAUAAUGCAAUGGUGUUAUGCAUCAAGAAUAGACGUACUCCUUGUAAUUUAGCUUUGAAAGAUGAAGAUGUUGUCAAUGGUAACAUGUUAUAUACCCCAACAUCUUUAAGUGAAGAACUCCCUAAAGAAAUAAGUUUACAUUCAUCUGUUUCCAGCGAACCUGGAUUACCAAGAGACAUUGAGACAACUACUCAAAAUUCUGAGAAAAAUCAUCAUUCCUAUAGUGCUAUAAUUGAAUACUGGAAACACAGACUACUUCGAUUGCAAAAAGACAAGAAAAAGGGACUCACUUUACAAACUAAGGGUAUUGUAGAUAACAAUAUUUAUCCAGAUCCAACUACUUGGUGUAGUGAUCUGUCAUCCAGUUCCAGUCCAACAUAUGAACAGCAAAAUCCUAGUCCCUCUAGUAGUAAUUCAAGUUCGUUAGAUAUAGACUUUGUUUCUGAUACAAAUAUGUCAGCCAAUACAAAUUCAUCAAAUUUUCUGACUACCAAGAAAACCCUGUCAAUUUCUGAUUCUACAGCCAACAAAAAUAAUUCACUGGAUAGGACCCUUCAACAAAUGCUGAUGUUUUCAGUACACCAGAAGAACAAAAAGAAAAUGAGUAAAAAUGAAGACAAGAAAGAAUGUCCUGAGGAGGUUUCUUAUAUAGAUAUCUCAUCUUUUGAAACAUUGGAAGUUCCAUCAGAAACAAACCUCUGCUCAAACAGUAUUAUAAGUGUAAAGGCAAAUCCCAUUUUUCAAGACCAAGAAGACUUUGUAGAAGAACAUCCAGAGCCAUUAAAUCCUAACAUAAAAGGUAGCUUGUCUUCAAUCAGUAGUGGUAUUAACAGUCCUGAGAUGGUUGUGUCACCAAUACAAUCUUUUAGGAAUUUAAGCCAAAUGAUAAUUUGUCCAAAAAGUACAAGUGCUUCUUUAAAAAUGGGGUCAUGUCAGCUUCAUCAUGCAAGAAGUGCAGUGCUUCCUGCAGCUAAUAACACAUUGUUGGCUUCUCAAGAAAAUCACAAGUCAAUUUCUUCUGCAGUGGUUUCUGUUUCUUGCUGCACUGAAACCAUAGUUAAUCAUUAUCCAGUGGAAAUUGAAACUUCUUGCCCCACCAACUUUCUUUAUAAUUUUGAUGAAGUCGAGGCAUGCAUUGUUCAACAGUGUAUUGUGCCAUAUUCUUGUCAGGAGAGCCAGUUGGAGAAGAAACUUUCACGAUCUGGAUCAGUGUGCUCAGAAACUGGAGAAAGAAAAUUUGUUCAUAACAGUGAUAGUGCCAAUGUAGUGCUCCCCCUUUCUGAAUAUUCUGAUGCAGAAAAUGAGAUACAUAGUAGUUUUAUUUCUACUGAGAAGCAGGAGCCAGUUGGAACCUCAGGAAGGCAACCUGUCAGACUAGAAAAGUCAAACAGCCUGGCUACACCAACUGGUUUACAACUUUGUUCAACUCGUGACUUUCAGAACUGCACUCCACCUAGCCAGAGAGCAGUAAACAUAUCAUCUGAACCAGAACUUGGUUUAAUCAGAAGAUACCCUACAGGCUACUUCCCCUCUAGCCAAUGUGAGAAAAUAAUUAAUGAAUAUGUUAAUGUAGAGAGAAUGCAAAAAUCCACCUAUGAUGAAAAUACUUGUUUAGAUGUUGCUGAAUUGGGCACUGUGUGUAUAACCCCAAAUUGGAACCACAUUUAUGUGGCUGAAGAAAAUGUGUGCAGAAGAACAAUUUCAAGUAAUAACAGUGAUGAGGAGAGGGAAAACUGUUCUGUUGAAAGUGGUGUAGCACAUGGAGCUCGGCCUCGUUACAGUUAUCAAAGAAGUCAAAAUGAGAAAAAAGAUAAGGAAGAUUUAGAAGCCUCUAGUAAACUUUAAUUAUGCUGCUAAAGAUAUCUUGUGUCCUGUACAUGUUUAUUGCUAUAAAUACACUUAUAUUCAUUAAAAUGUAAUUGAUAGGUCCUGACUGACUGUAGCUACUUACAUUACAAUAUUUUCCUAAUACUCAGAGGAAGCUCAUAUUUGACUGUAUUUGUUCAUAAGAUCAUGAAAAGGUUCAGUAAAUUAUUUAAAAACAGACAUAACUAAAGUAUGUGUACUAUUGUAGUUUGUCAUCUUAAGAUGACCUUAUGGAAUAUUUAGGUUAUUAUUGAAAUAUAGAAGAGUUACGUAAAAUCACAAAUCUAUGAGUAAAUGUAAGUAGUUGACAAAAUAAUUAGAUAAUAGAAAAUGAUAGAUGUAAUUCUAUACCUGCUGUAUUUAAUACAGUGAACUUUUCAUAUUUGAAGGUGUUUCAUUUAAUCCUUUUAAAUUCUGUUGUGUAUGCAGAUUUUCAUACUUUUAUUUUAGUGUCAAUUUAAAGCAUUACAGGUAUGCAACAGCUCACUACACGUAUGUAAAUGUCAAACAAUUGAUUUAACAUACAUAAUGGUGCCAAACAGAAAACAACUCCCUGAUAACUUGUCUAACAACUGUUUCUGCUGUGGAAGCAGUAAUUCUCAAAACUGAAUAACUAUAGGUUUGAUUCUGAAUUAUGGCAUUUUAUUUUGUUUCAGUAAUGCCAAACGUAUUCUUAUUCAAGAAUUUAAUAAUGUACAAUGUAAACAGGUUAGCAAAAUGAAACAUCUUAUUUAAUGAUAAUUUCAGGAAUCUCAAGGUGUUUUUAGAUUCAAAAUGCUAAUGAAUAAUUCAUCUAUGAUUGGUGAAGGUUCUUCCUGCUUUAAAGGACACCAAGUAGGGAUCUGGUUAUAGUGUAAGAGGAUUUUU